AUGGAAGAAAAUGAUCACGGCAACAGAGACGUGGUGGAGCGGCAGCAGGAGUCGGCGGACGAAUCCAACAGAGGCAUCCUCCCGCUGCUGCAGGCGCCGGGGAACCCGCAGAUCCCGCACCGGGUCACGAAUUUCUUCAUCGACAACAUCCUGCGACCGGAUUUCGGGAGGAGAAAAGACGCGAGCGCAACCCGCGAAGAGAGCAGCCACCCUGCGUCGCGGGAGAGUCACCACAGCCCCGCCGCGCCUCAGACCGAGCCGGUGCAAGGGAGCACAGUGCCGGCGGAGGGCACCUCCACUCCGCACACAGUUAACGGGGCGAAGAAGCCCGCUAUAGCCGCCGACGAGCCUCUGAAACCCCGCGGGGAGAACGGAGACCAGUGCCUAAGCUCAGACUCAGACAGUUCCCAAGCCAGCUCAAACCAAGCCCCGUCCUCUCAGCCUUUGCUGUGGCCAGCGUGGGUUUACUGCACCAGAUACUCGGACAGGCCUUCUUCAGGGCCAAGAUCUCGCAAACCAAAGAAGAAAACGACGACCAGCAAAGAGGACAAGCGACCACGGACGGCCUUCACAGCAGAGCAGCUGCAAAGACUCAAAACAGAGUUCCAGACGAACCGGUAUCUGACCGAGCAGAGGCGACAGAACCUGGCGCAGGAGCUGGGCCUCAACGAGUCCCAGAUCAAGAUCUGGUUUCAGAACAAGAGGGCAAAAAUCAAGAAGGCCACCGGCGGUAAAAACGGCCUGGCCUUGCACCUGAUGGCACAGGGACUGUACAAUCACGCCACCGUCUCGUCGAAGGACGAAAAAUCAGACAGCGAUUGAUUUUCACAGAAGUAAACAGCAGCCUCCUGACGAAAAAGAACUCAUAGUAAUCCUGUAUACAUACUUUACCCCCCCUUUUUUUACAGAUAUCACAGCAAAACUCUACAUACAAGAAUAUUUAAUGACACUACAGCAGAUUUAAAAACAAAAAAAAAGAUACCACAAAUUAACUAUUUCUAUCACUCUACUUACUGAAUGUUCAAACCCACUAUGGCUCCAGCAGGACACCAUACAAGGCAUACUUUAAAAAAAAAAAAAUAUAAAUGGACCAAAAGGUUAGUGGACAACCAUGUGGUCCUAUAGGAGUAUUAUAGGGAUUUUUCGUUCUAUGGGAGGUUUAAUCAAGCCUACAAUGCAAUAAUUUCAUCGAAUAAAGGGCCAGUGUAUAGAGAAAUACCAGCAUAAUUUGUUAAAAAAAAAGAAAAGAAAGAAAAGAAAUAAGAGAUAUUUCUGCAAUAUCACGUCUAUAAAAAGAUGUUGUAUAAAGGUAUGUUUUCAUGUCUGUCGACCCCACCCUUUCCCUUCAGCUUGUGCAGGAGGAAUGAAUGAAUGAAUGCUCUU
This is a messenger RNA of Solea senegalensis (Senegalese sole), 1383 nucleotides long. RefSeq names its product homeobox protein engrailed-2a-like. The coding region runs from base 1 to 822 and encodes 273 amino acids. The transcript is spliced from 2 exons. The record is from RefSeq and is a predicted model, not a curated record. NCBI's taxonomy places the organism in Eukaryota, Metazoa, Chordata, Actinopteri, Pleuronectiformes, Soleidae. Gene Ontology annotation, molecular function: RNA polymerase II cis-regulatory region sequence-specific DNA binding; DNA-binding transcription factor activity, RNA polymerase II-specific. Gene Ontology annotation, biological process: multicellular organism development; neuron differentiation; regulation of transcription by RNA polymerase II. Gene Ontology annotation, cellular component: nucleus.